This is a messenger RNA of Ostreococcus lucimarinus CCE9901, 795 nucleotides long. RefSeq lists its product with no specific name. NCBI's taxonomy places the organism in Eukaryota, Viridiplantae, Chlorophyta, Mamiellophyceae, Mamiellales, Bathycoccaceae. The record is from RefSeq and is a predicted model, not a curated record. The transcript has a single exon. The annotation marks the transcript as partial.
UUGAUCCAUCGUCGUCCUCGCGCGACAUCGCAUCUCGCGCCAGCCGCGCCAGUGACUGGCCAGUUGCGGCGCAAGAUGAACGCAAUCCGAAUCGCACGUCACUUGCGGCCGCAUCGAACGCGCAGCAUGACGAAGGCGAAGAAAACCAAGCCCGCGCACAAGUCGAACAAGAAGAAGAAGGUCGCCCCCGCGAACCGCGCGACGACGCGCGCGGCGCUGCAGAAAACGCCGACGAGGGGAAAGACGGUGCCGGCGAAGUUGACGGAGAAAAAUAUGACGCCCAAGGCGCUGAGGACGCCAAAGACGCCGAAGAUGACGUCUGCGGGCGUGGCGAAGAAGCCUCGGUCGAGCACAAAGUCGGACGGGCGGCGAACGACGCCGAAGAAACCUAAAAAUACGACGUCGUAUAUCAUGAAUCAGCGCAAGUACGGUGCGCAACCGCCGACGCCAAGACCGUUGAGUGGGAUGAAGAGCCCGAGAUUGGAAACGCUGGCGACGGCAACGAUGAAACCGCCAGCAAGUGGAUUAGAUAUGUUCGGAAGCAUGCUCGGGGCGUUGUCGCCGGCGGCGUUAGAGAGGGUCGAGGUCGAAGGUGAGGAGUCGACGUCGGAAGUUAUCAAACUGUGUUCGAUUAUUACCGAGCAAGCGAAGACGAUUCAGCGAUUGGAGUCGGAGGUUAAUCACCUGCGGGCGCAGUUACAGGCUCGAGCGGUCGCGCCAGUCCCAACGUUGCGUCGUGUACCGUCAACGACAUCUGAGUUGGCGUCGCGCAUUGCCGGUUUGUUCAAGCGAUGA